Cottoperca gobio is the source of this 10036-nucleotide messenger RNA. It is a transcript of the gene fbxo33, whose product is annotated as F-box protein 33. NCBI's taxonomy places the organism in Eukaryota, Metazoa, Chordata, Actinopteri, Perciformes, Bovichtidae. Bases 123 to 1601 code for a protein of 492 amino acids. The transcript is spliced from 6 exons. Gene Ontology annotation, molecular function: protein binding. Gene Ontology annotation, biological process: positive regulation of protein ubiquitination. The record is from RefSeq and is a predicted model, not a curated record.
AAAACGGCUCGUUUCCAUCAAGAGGAAGAAGCGUUGCUGUUAUUCGCUGUUGCAGCACCAAUUUUUAAAAACGGUUGUACCAUUUAUUUAAUAUCUGGUUGGUUUUUGGACAACAGCUUGCCAUGGCUCUGUGCGGGGGUGUCGGAGCCAUGGCUUUACCCAGCGAGCUUAUUGUCCACAUAUUCUCCUUUCUGUCCGACCGAGACAAGCUCCGGGCCUCGGCCGUGUGUUCACGAUGGAGGGAGUGUCUCUUCUACCCCGCGCUGUGGACCGAGCUCAAAUUGCGAAUAGGUGGUGGUUGUAACGGUGGUGGCUCUAGCUCCGAGGAGACCCCGAGGCUGGAGUUCCUCAUGCGUAAGUUCGGUUCAUUCGUCCGGGAGCUGCAACUGGAACUUGCACCGGUGGAAGGCUACCUUAGUCCUCUCAACAACGACCCGUCGUCCACCAGGAUGGACCAGCCAGAUAGCGACCCGCAGCUCUCUGAGCGAUGGAGAGACGCCAUGACCACCUACUUGGACCAGGUGUUGUGUGUGUUCUCCAGCACCCGCAACAACAGAAACCUGCGGAAGCUGAGUCUGUAUGGAGACACCUGUGUUCUCCAGCAAGAGGGAUUAUUGGACAGCUCCAACCUGCUCCAAAUUCACCAGGGGGACAAAAAGAUCAAUGAAAUCCAGCAGUUGUUCAUGGAGUUGUUGUCUAACAGCAGGCAGCUGAGGUGGUUGUCCUGUAGCUUCAUGUUGGGUCUUGUGACUCCCUGCUCCUUUGCCUGCCUGUCAAAUCCUUCAGCUGAGACCCUGCGGCACCUCAGUUUACUGGACCACCAGCUGGGUCCCCUCAUCUCACCCUCAGAGUUGGGUCGUCUAUCUAAUCUUCAUUCUCUGGCUUUGGAUUUCUCUGAUUUGACAUCUGAGCUUUGUGGUCUGCUGGCAUCCCCACGCCGAACUCCGCUGCAUCGCCUCUCCCUGCUGCUCAAUGGCGCCGCCCUUGAGUUUAAACCAUUAGAGGGGACUGCGACAGAGGACGAUUGGAAGGCACUGAUUCGUGUGAGUGCCAACCUACGAGUGUACAUCAUGGCCCUGGAGCUGGACGGCUCAGAACUCCUCAGAGUCCUAAAGCCUAGCCUCCCUCUGGAGCGCCUCCACCUCGACAGUUACAGCACACUGGUGACCGAAGCCACGUUGGAGCUCAUCUCUCAGCAGUACAACAAAACGCUGACUCACUUUCUGCUCCUGAGGGAUGACCCCGAGUUCCCUGACCUCAGCAUUAAUCGGAACGAAGAUCCGUUGGUCCUCUUGGCAUGGAGAUGUACUCAACUGGCUGUACUGGUGAUACAUGGUUACACUGUUUGGUCCCAUAAUUUGGUGGCCAUCUCUCGUCUGCGAGGCUCCAGCCUUCGCGUCUUGACCGUCUCUGAGGAGAGCAUCGACUUUGAUCCUGACCAGUCCGUGUGCAUGGAGGGCGACCCGGUCCAUAACCUGGUCAAGGAGGUGUCUCUGGGCCUCGGCCGUGUCUGGCACCCAUGUCUGGAUUCCAGCCUGGUUUUGUCCGAACCCACCCAGCACUUCCACCGCGAGCUGCACGCCUUCAGCAUGGGCAUGUAGGCAGGGAUGGCAAGUCCAACACAUCACAGCCUAAACUGAUUCAAGACCAGGCCAGACCAAAUAAGUCCAAGUCAACUCAGACCUCUGAACCAGGCCAAAAGCAGACCCAUGUGAGAAAUCUAAACUGGAUCUUAAAACCAUCUAUAAAUUACAUUUAUGUGAACUGAUCUGAUUCUUUUAUUUUACUUUUAUUUUUUGCAUCUCUUUCACAAUCAAGUCCUAACAUUUAAGUGUUUGCCUGUUUUCUUGCUUUGCCUCUUGAUUAUCUGGUUGGCCAGUGACUUGGAAAAACAGAUUCAAUCUUUAAUGUUUAAAUACGUUUUCCAAUUUAAUAAUAUCCCUUUUUGUUAAAACUGGAUAUUCUAAUAAAUACAUGAUAUUAAUUUAGGUUGCAGGCAUACUAAUCUCUGGCCCCUGACCACAGACGAGACUUGAGUCAUGACCAUAUAUUAUUUGUCUGCUAAAAUGGGUCACGGCAGCUCCAAAUGCACUUGUAUCUGGUCUGGUCUUGAUCGACAAGUAUUCAGAGUUCAAUGUUUCUCCUUCACCUCCAGAGCCUCUCUUUGAUCUAACUUGAUUUUCUUUUCUUUCUUUGUUGACUGUUUCAUCGCUCCCUGCUCUGUAUAAUCUUGUUUUUUCUGUGUGGUGGUUCCCUUGCCUGUAUAGGCUUUGUGUGUAUUUAAUUGCAGAUAUAUUAUUAUCCUGCUCACAGUUAGAACAGGACAGGCAGGUUGAGUGAUGGACCGGUGGGAUUUAAUGGGGGAAUGCUUUGGUUGUGAACGUAUUUUCCUUUUGUUUUGUUUUUGUUUUUGAAACCUUUGCUCAAUAUUGGUAUGUCAGUCUGCUACAUUCUAGGUUGGAGUUUGUAAACUAACCAAUCAAUCACUUCCUGGGUAACGCAUCCUUAGCUGCUUCUUCUGUUAAAGAGCACCGUGUGCGCUUGUACAGUAGUUUGAGAGCCCUGGCAGCGGGGUGGGAGUCUUCACUAUAAGGUGGCUGACUGUGGCAGCUGCUCAUCAGUUUUAAAACUGUUUUCAGCAACAUCCACGUCACAGCCAGUGCUAUGACCCCGAUCAUUUGUAAAUGGUUUAUUAAGGAUAUUAAGCCCCUUAUUGAUAGUGUUCUGGAGAAUAUUGUUACAUGCGUGCAGCUAACGCACUUCCCACCCUGCUCACUUGUCCACUUUGCUAGAAAUCAAAUAGGGGGGUGUCGUCUUACGACUGACAUUCAGAGCAGAACUUUAAGAAUCACCCGUCACAACACCCCGCGAUGUUUGAUCUGUAGUAAGUCUUUGGAUCUUUUCUUUCUGUAUUCAGGAUGAAUAUAGCUGCCUUUGGCCAAGACCUUCUGACGGUAUCACUGUCAGAAAUGAACGGAGCCCUUUUGCAAUGUAUGAGAAAUCUCUGCGACUACUUCCAAAUUCUUGGUGCGACCAUGCACACACAACCAGUAUUCUGAAGGCACUGCUUCCCUAAGGUGGCAAAUACCAAACCCAGGUUUUGCAGCCAUGCCAGCAAUUUCGUAGGCAGGAACUAGUUUUCUCAGUGGUGGAGUUCUUGUUUUGGAGCAAAAACAUUUCACAAUAAAGAACAGGGAAAAUAAAAAGAUGCACUGAAUGUAACUAAACUCUCAUUCUGUUGGCCAGCCAGGUUUUUAAUUUUUUAUUGAAGGCCUGCUGUAAAGCUAUAUUUGCCUAUAACGCAUAUCUUGCCACAACAGUCGCAGCUGCUGAAUAAAUGCAUUUGGAUACUGUGGGGUCCACUAGCAGCCCCCCCGACGGGUUAUUUUUACAGCACAACAAGGUUUUGCGUUUGAAACCUUUGGCAUAUUUCUGUGGCGAAAAUAUUUUCUGUCAGUCUCAGGUAGGUUUUUAACAUCACUAUGACCAAGACAGCGGUGGUAAUGAUGUCGAGUAGGAUGUGUGAACAAUCAGUUAGCGUUAGAUAUUGGCGUCAUUUUAUUUUAUUUCCUCUUGAGUCACAGUUGCCUUGGAAACAGCCCCUUGUUUUCUGGAUACAGUUGUUGUUGUUAUUAAUGAUGUUGUGAUCUUGCCAUCUGAUAAACCCCUCGCUCCACCUUGGUUGGGGGAUCAGUAAACCUUAUCAUACAUUUGUUUUCAAAGAUUAAGGUUGAUGAAGAGUGAAGAAUGGCAAAACCAGUCUGCUCAUUGCACAUGUUUUAUAUCUCCAGAAUAUGUUGUGGGGGACAGAGAGUAAAGGAAAUCCAUCUUUCCUAUAGAAGACCUGCUGGGCCCAAUUAAUGUCUGAACUGAAUGUAGUUAAUUUCCUGGGGUUAAAUGACUCCUGCCUGGCACAGGGGAUCUUGUCUGGCUGUGCAACUGGCUUGUUCCUCCAGGCUUUCAUUAACUAGGGUGAAGGCGUGACUUUGAUUGAAUCACAGUCACUUUUAUUGUCCGAUUCUAACUAUGAAAAUAAUGGGGAGGGGGGCCUUUGCCCUAAUAAAUGAAAUAAAUGUUAUUCAGGCUCUGUGGAAGUGCAAGCAUGCCAUGGUCAGGGGUGAAGGCGGGCAUUGUCGACCAAAUAUCUUGUGCUCCACACAAACCUAAUUGUGAGUGACCAGUGGAUGACUGGGUUCCAUCUGACGCACCAGUGCUGCGACUGCUGAAUGGUUAUGACGGCUCUUGUUUGGUGUUUUAUUAAGGCAUUUAUUUUGCUGAGUCAGGAUUUUACCAGGGUAAGAGUUUGGGUUGGGCUGCAGAGCGGCUAACUUUCAUAAAUAAAUGCUGUCAACCAGCCAUUGUUAGGAACGUUACCCUCCCAAAAUGGCUUCAGCUCACUUGUUUUGCACACGCUUUAGAGGUCAGGGCAAUGACAUCGCAGACUGUGAAGGUCCAUAUCAAGGUCUGUAGUUUACAAGGUUGACCUGCGGUUUGUCCAUAGACUGAUAUGGAUCCUGAGUUACAGUGUGUCAGCACUUUGCUUGGUUCAGAACGAUUUGGUCCCAGUGGUGGUGGGCUUGUGGAUACCAAAUGUUUGCUCAUCUGUUAAGGGACCUCAAUGGUUCAGCAGUGAUAAUCUCUCCAGUCCUUGGUCCAUAUCUCAGGAUAAAUGCACUCUGGUACCAAGAGUUUCUUUUAAAAGCUGUAUAUAGAGCUGCACACUCAAACAUUCAGAGGGGAGAGCAACACCAACAUAAUGCAGUCUGACCAAAUGAUGUUGGUUUUUAUCUUAUCUUCUUCUUCUUCCCCUCCUCUGAUGUUUCUUCUCAUCUCGGUUUUUUGGAGCUCAACUUUGCUCCUUUUAUGUGAGAGAUUUAAGCUGUUUUGUAUUGUGUAUAGGCAUCACCUGAUAUGAAGGGAAAAAUCACAGCAAUCUACAGUAGAAUGUAAUUCCAAACUAGACGGUCAUCUGGGCUCAGCAAAUAGAUUUUUACAAGCAACUUAUUUUAAAAAGCUGAUUUUACAGCCUCACCUGCCGUGUGUGCUUCCUCCUUUUGGUUCUUGUCUUAAGUCCCCACAUUAUUGUCUCCACACUAGAAGUCAGAUGGCACUGUCUGGGCUAAAAUGAGGCGCUGGAGUUUUUCAUGGUCAGCUCGAGCAGAAUAACAUUUUCUAUUUACUACAAUAUUCCCAAUUGGAAAAUGUAUUUAAAUGCUGUUCUAAUCAUGAACAUCCCUCCCAUACACUUAUGAAAAAAAGUAUUCCUAUAAGGAGGCUCCAGGACAAAUUCUUUAUCAAAAAUAAUGUUUUCACAAGUUACGAUAUAUAAAAUGUUCCCAUCACACACAACUACAUAGAAAAGAUGAAAGAUAAUGUACACAAUAUGCAUGAGAGCAGAAAGGCGUUGCUUCUAUGUUUUUGUUUCCUCACCAAAACAAGGCAACAUUUUAGAGAAGAUGGCGUGGAAAGAGCUCGGUGUUGUCCUUGCAAGGAGAGAAGAGGUGAGACAAAGUUCUGCCAGUAAAACAAUGCUCAAUAACUCAACACUGGCAAAACGGGUGACAAACGUGGACACGGUAUGGCAUCGCAUUUUAAAAACAACCAUCCGUGGGAAAAUGAUUUAUCCCGGUCCAUUUGUAUCGUCACCAAUAGCUAAAUAUUAAGCUACCUUGUGCCUGAAAGCUUCUGGAGUCAAACUGCUUUUCAAACCUCUGCUCUCCCCACGGUAUUAGCUUUGUGUUUGUAGUCGUUGCUGUGAUUGUUAGUUCACUCUUUAGGGACGCAGCAUUACAAAGCUACAGUAGCUAGGGUUUCAGCACACGUGUGUUUUCAUUUCUCUUGCGUGCCUGUAUCUUUUGCUAAUGUAAGCUUUCAAAAGCGUAGAAGAAAUGUGUGUAUAAGAUGGUAUGACUGUGUGCAGUGCAGCCGUCAUAUGUUUUUUGUGUGUGUGUGUGUGUGUGUGUGUAUUUAAGGGGGGCUUGCUCAUGUUUAGCAGUGUAGUCUUAUCACUUCUACUGCUGCAGGGAACGGCAACAGAAAUCCUUCGUUCUCAGGGUACAAUCGGAUUUCAAAAGGAGGAGGAUGUGGGAAAGUCGCAAUAGCUCAGGCCUCUAGCUCACUCAUAUGGAUAGUAGGAGUCACUGGAUCUGUUCUCCUCCCUUGAUGUGUUUUUAAGCUGCCAAAGACCAGAUUGGAACGAAGUUAACACAGACACAAGUCUAUCUGAAGUGCCCAUGUACACACACGCUGGCAGGAGGCUGGUCCAGUAUUCUUUCCUACGCUACACCUCCUUUAUCCUUACGCUCAAGUGUGCACUUCCACUGAACUCUGACUACUACCCAUCUGUUGAUGUACUCGGACCAUACUGUGCUGGACCAGGUCAACCUCUUGUUGUGUGGUUGGUGUGAAAAGAGACCAAAGCGUACCUGUAUGCAACAACUCUGCCAAUGUUGCAUGAGAGCAACUUACUGUGGCCCAAUAUCUGUGAUUAUAGGUCUACACCGCAUGUUGCUGAGGCGUCAUAGAGCAAAGCAAGGCCUUUCUAGUCCAGUGCAGUAUGCCUCUGUAGUGUGACGGAGGCUUAUAUUCCUCCCUCUAUAUCUCCUUUUUCUCCCAACACCUGUUUCACUGUGAGUGAAUGUAAAACUAAAGGCGAGGGGGAUAAGGAGUUUGGGUUAAUCUCAGAACACAUCAGGGACUAAACACUCCCUCAGAAGCUUCCUGAAGCUACUUUCUGACGGAUUUAAUUGUAGCCUCCCAGCUGGGACGCAGGCCAGCCUGCCUGAUGCGCUACGUGGCCAAACCUGUGGCCAAGGUCAAGUUUUGAAGUGUUUAGUCCCAGGCUUAUGGAGCUGUAAAGUGAUUUGCUGCUACAGAUCUGCUAGGAACGGGACAUUCCACGGGCCGUCUGACUUGCAAACAGUUUACGACCAGGCUAAAGUGUCAGCAUGAAAUUAAGACUAUAUAAAUAUAUACUAUAUUUUUUUUUACUUUGAAUGAGUUAGUCUGUUUUUUGAAGGGAUUGCGGGACGCAGCUAGUGUUGACUAGUCACACAGAUACCAGCUGGUCUGAGCAGAGUGAAGGUGUGAUACCAAUUAGAAGUGGUUAUUUAAAGUGUGUGUCGCGCCUAUCAAAGGUCGACCGUGUUUCUAAAGUGUGUUUCUGCAACGCCCAAGCUUCGUUUCACUCGAUGCUUCAAGCAUCCUGAAGCAAUUAUGGGGUCUUUUUGUGUCCGGCACACAAAAGGUCACAAGUGUGAAAGCAACUUCCACUGACUGCUAAAUACAGUACAAGGACUCUCUUCUCUUUCCAUGUAAUGAGUCGGUUUAACCCAUUGGAUCAAUCUGCCAGGGUAAAGAACAUCACAAUACAGUAAGAGGAAGUUAGUCUGUGUAUUUUACAGUGAAUACACAGUCACCUGGAGUCUGGGCUGGACUUCUUUAUACACCAUAUGCAGACAGAGGUUUGUGUAUGAAGAUAAUAUACUGUGUGUACACCGGGACACUGAUGUGUGCUAGCAGAGCCUUAUUUUUAACGAGCUCUGCCAUUAAAAAGACUUUUAGGUUUGAAGGCUCUAGAGAUGAGGUGUCAGUUAUUCAGGAGACCACAACCAGCAGUUACUGUACACUGAUGCCAGUUCAAUCUGCCCUUUUUGACACGUUUUGUUUUUCUGUGCUCUUUAUAUGCAUUCAUAAAGAAAUCCUGGAAGCUAUCGGGACCCCUGUGGCCUGAAGGUUAAUCUAAUCCAGAGUUGAGUUUAUUAAAGAUGUUGUGAGACGGAGCUGUAGGUAAACGGGGAUCUGGGUACGUCUGUCCUACCAGGCCUAUAUACAAAUAGGAGGGUUUGACACUUAAUAGCCAAUACAAAUCCCAUUGACACGGAUAAAAGUGUGUGUGCGCGUCCGUGUUUUAUUUUACUACCAAAGCAGCAGCCUGUGUUGGAUCUGCAUCAGUCUAAACAGGCGCACAGGAAGAAACCAGUUUCAUUUCCACUUCGAUGCCAUCUUGAGAACUUGUAAUGUUGACUCUCGGGAUGUUUGCAAUGCUAACUGUAAGAUGGUUCAAGGCUUAAAACGGUGACGUGUUUCUGAAAGCAUUACGCAACAGGGUUUCCUCGUCACAAUGUGAGAUUUCAGACACUUCCUUGUGUUUUUACCUGAACGCUAACACCAUAGACUACUGCCAGUACAUGCAUACUCACAUGGGGCUGGACUCAUGCAGGUAUGUGAAGAAUCUCAUUAACAUCCUGAUGUAUGUUUCUGUUACUUGGUGAGAAAAACACUGGAUGUGCAUUGCACUGGUAUAGACUCAGUCGUGUGUAACAGGUGUAGAUGGAUGUGUGUAAUGUCUCGGCGAAGGGGAGCUUCACACGGAGCAACGACAUUAGCAACACUGAGAGCCUUUAGAGGAAGUUUGGAUUCUACUGGUUUUUCAAACUGCUUAUGAUGAUGAUCGCAGCAUAACAUUGAUAUUAAGGGUAUUAUCGUAUACUUGCCACAUUUUAUUUCUAGAGAAGAAACAACAAAAUGGCACUGAUCGCAUAACCUGGCCAAACUCUUGUCAGUCACCGUGGUGUGUACCCUGAAGGUCGGUGUAGCGCUUGGCUAUAUCAAGGAACCGAUAGAUAUUCAUGCUCAGUGUCAGCCAACUAUCUUCAUUUAGAUUUCAGCUACUGUGUCUCUGAUGUUUCUGGCUGCUGAACAAAGUCUUUCUUGUCAAGUCUGGAGAGCCAAACCUCCUAAUUAGCCAGCCAGGCAGGCAGGCCUGCUGCCCAGUCCGGCCGCACAACUAUGCAAGAGGAAUGCAUAUAAUCCACACUCUUCUCUAUUUAUUUAUUUUGUUCAGUUUUUACUUUCUUUCUUUUGUUUCUUCUCACUGUCACGCAGUAGACAUGAAUUAAUAAGAACUUGCAAUGACAAUACUUGGCCUUAUGAUGAUUUCUGAAAUCUUAUCAUUUAGUUUGAAGAUCUUUUUUGAUUCUGGUCAGCCAGCCCAGCGGCGGUGACGGCGGGCUCACUCUUGGUCUCUGUGAGACCGGCUAGACGGCCCCAGUUUUAUCGUGGUACGAAUGUUGUGCAUUUGUUUAAAAUCAGGACAGUUUGCAAUAACAGCAGUCUUACUAGUGGCCACAAAGGGGCACGAGCAGUGCUGACAGCGCCCGGCUGCGUCUUUAGAAAACCAUAGAGGAAGAAAUAUAAACUAUAUAAAUAGAUAUAUAAACUCACACAGUGCAUAUUUGUAUUAGGUAUCAACAAUGCAUUACCGUGGUAUACUCUUAUGCAACACAUGUCUGGGUUCAAUUUAUGAACAUGAAGUAUAUUAUAAAAUCACAGACUUUGUAAAUCAGAAGCUAUGUUGUUGUGUGUUUUUUGCGGGGGGGGAAAUGGUUUUACCAUCCUUAAUGUUGAAUAUUCUGAGCGUUCUGUUCCUGUGUGAUUGUGUUUGUUUGUUAAAGUGAGCACAUAGCAGUGGGUUUUACCUUCUUUCUGUAAGUAGGGAACCAGACGGAACCCGAAACACAGCUGGACCAGAUUUCAAAUCACACGGAGCACAUUUUAAAUACUCUGUUUCUUAAAAAGGUCACGAUCUGAUCUGUACACGGGUUUACAAUCAACUGGGUGAGUAACAGGAUGGAUUAAGACUUGUUCUAACCAGCAAAGACCAGUUUCACUCAACUUCCCACUGUUUGUCCGUAUAAUGUUUUAAAUGAGAACUUGGCUUAAUCUACGUCUGUGAAACGCUCUUACUAGAGUGAAGAACAUUUAAAUCUGAAGUAAUGUAAUGUAAAGCUCAGAUUAGAAACUUUUCCAGCUGUUUUUUUUGUUUUGUUUUAGUCUGCAGGGAAAGAGUCCUCCCCAGCUGAGGGGACAGAUUUUAUCAUAGAGAACCGUGCUGGACGUUACAAACCUCCAUGUAAAACCUCUUAACUGACAGAUGGCGUUCACUUGAGGGGUCAACCUGCCGAAUGUUGAUUUGACUUGAUGUUGAAUGAAUGCUUCUCUUCUUUUAGUCAAUGAAUAAAAGCAUUAAAAAGUU